CCGAGAUACUACUGGUUGGAGUCAUUCUCCCUGCUACGACUGGAUACACUCUGGAGCUUAUUUGGACCUUAAAACUACAGACCUGGUCUCUUGAGGAAAUUUUGAAUUGUACCAACAUCAUCAUCAGAGAAAUAUUUUGUACUACAUCUUUUACUUGAGCUCGUUGGUUUUUCCAUUCACUGCCUUCUGCUUAUUAUAUAAUGACCGAACCAGAGAUCCAAACAGAGGUGCCAAAGGCCCUGAAGAUCCUGGCCAAGCAAGUGGUAAGGGGCUUCUAUGGCAUCGAGCAUGCACUGGCGCUGGAUGUUCUGAUCCGUCAUCCAUGUGUACGUGAGGAGGACAUGCUUGAGCUUCUGAAGUUUGACCGCAAGCAGCUGCGAUCAGUGCUCAACACGCUGAAGGGGGACAAGUUUGUCAAGUGUCGCAUGCGUGUGGAAACAGCACCAGAUGGCAAGACCUCACGCCACAACUACUACUUCAUUAACUACCGGUUGCUGGUCAAUGUGGUCAAAUACAAACUGGACCACAUGCGCCGCCGCAUCGAGACAGAUGAGCGAGACUCAACCAACAGGGCAUCUUUCCGCUGCCCCUGCUGCCACAGCACUUUUACUGACCUGGAGGCAAAUCAGCUAUUUGAUCCCAUGACAGGAACAUUCCAUUGUACUUUCUGCCAAACUGAAGUGGAAGAAGAUGAGUCCGCUGUACCAAAGAAAGAUGCUCGAACACUGGUUGCCCGAUUUAAUGAGCAGAUUGAACCUAUUUAUGUGUUGCUGCGAGACACAGAAGAUAUAAAUCUGUCACAUGAACUGCUAGAGCCCGAACCUACAGAAAUCCCAGCCUUAAAACAGAGUCGGGAGCGUACAGCUUUAGCCGGAGGUCCAGCAGGUGCCGGCGCACCAGGUCGGGGGGUCUGGAAAACUGGUCCGUCAUAUGAGGAUCUGUACACGCAGAAUGUGGUGAUCAGCAUGGAGGAGCAGGAGACCCAGCAAGGCCAGGCAGUAGAGGGCAAAGUCCCCAAAGAAAGACCAGUGUGGCUUACUCAGAGCACCGUGCAGGGUGCUGACAGCGAGACCGGGUCCCUAAAGACCACUGUUGAAGACUCAAUGGUAACACAUGAAGGUAAGGCUGGCCAUGACCAAGCACAGGAUGAGAACGAAGAAGUGAUGCGCGCACUCCUUAUCCAUGAGAAGAAAAGCGGGGUGCCAUCAGUGGGCGGAGCUGCCCACCGGCCCAUCAUUUUGCAGUCAAAUGCUAGCGACUCGGAAAGCGACACCAGUGAAUCAGACGAGGACUUUCCUUCCGAGGCAGCAGUAGCCCUACCCAAGCGGGCUCGACUGGAUGAUGAUGAUGAGGAGGAGGAGGAUGAAGACUUUGAGGUGGUGGGAGAUGAUGCUGUGGUGAUGGUAGGAGGAAGAUCGUUCUCCUACAGGGAGGUUAGCCAGAAGCCAGAGCUGGUAGAGCAGAUGACCGCACAGGAGAAGGAGGCUUACAUUGAGAUGGGCCAAAAACUUUUCCAGGACAUGUACUACUAAAGAGUCUGUUCUGUCUGUUCCUCUGUCACACUCUAAAUAAAAACUCCAGCAUUUUUCAACCUUAUCUCUUUUAACACACUGCAUCUGUAUUGAAUGUGUGAUUAUUAGGGGUAAAACAAUACACACCUUUAUUAGCACAUAUUUUUGAUACUGAUGUAAAAAAAUUGCUGCUUAAGCUGAUGUCCCCUGUGAUUUGUUGAACGCAUAGUCUCAGGAUGUCAAAUGAGAGUAAACACAUUUGGAAUAUUUGGAUGUUUUUUCAAAGCUGGUUGCAGCUAAACAGUCAUUUUUCAUCCAAAGAAGGUUAUUUCAAAACACCAGCAAAACCUUUUCAGUUUUCUUUGAGGUGUUUGCUGCUGGGCUUUUCAUCUCUUUUCAUGUUAAUGACAAGCUUACAAGUUGUUGUUUUUUUUGUUCUUCUCAGUUCACCUGCAUUCUGACUACAUUGCCUUUAGUCAAUUUUACCAUCUCUACCUAGAGGCUACAGUGCAGUCAUUUUUAACUGAACUGUACAUAGAUAUCUAUUAUUUUUAUUUUUUGUUUUUCACUAUCAAGCCUAUUUUGGACAGUAUUAACAGUGUAAAACAGUGUUAUCAACAGCAAUGUCCCAAUCCUAUUGUUUCUUUAUGUCAUCAUAAUAUUUGAGCUCUGGGUAUAAGCUGAUACCGAUACUGACCUUGUUUUGGUUCUUUGUUUAUGCUGAUUACUGUCAUGUCAGUAAAAAUCACAUAAAAUAUCAACAUAAAAUGUGAAUGGGUCAAAUUUUACAUAUUAGGCUUCUAGAUAUGAUGUGAAAGUGUAUAUUUUGUGUCAAACAAGCACUCUCAUUUAUUUAAAACA
Messenger RNA from Trichomycterus rosablanca, 2372 nucleotides. RefSeq names its product general transcription factor IIE, polypeptide 1, alpha (gene gtf2e1). The record is from RefSeq and is a predicted model, not a curated record. Gene Ontology annotation, biological process: transcription initiation at RNA polymerase II promoter; transcription open complex formation at RNA polymerase II promoter. Bases 201 to 1532 code for a protein of 443 amino acids. Gene Ontology annotation, cellular component: transcription factor TFIIE complex. NCBI's taxonomy places the organism in Eukaryota, Metazoa, Chordata, Actinopteri, Siluriformes, Trichomycteridae. The transcript is spliced from 5 exons.